AUGUCAGAAGCUGAGAAGAAUGCACUGGCAACACAAGGCAAUGCCCUGUGGAUCUUGUUCGAGCGAAGCGUCACGGGCAGACUCAGCCGGUGUUUUGGUGAGGUCGCCAAGCAUCUAACUCGUGUCCACACUGGACACCACUAUGCAAGGAAUGUGGCCUCACUGGCGCAGAACAUGCAGUGGGACACGGCAGUCCGCAGGGCCAACCGAAAACGCCUCGCAAAAACGCUUCUGCUCGCCGUGCCACCCGUGGCCGGCGGGGCGGUGCCCUUGCUGUUCAAGUGCCGCCCCCUCCGCGCACCGUCGCUCGCCCUGUUGCGCCUGCGUUGUUCUGCUAUCAGUGCCUUCAAGCACCGACAUACCGCGCAACAGGGGUGCUCCCUCCCUGCUCGGGAUACUCCCCGACAGAGGGGAAGUGCUCCCGUUGCGCGGGGAUGCACCAGUCUUGUCUUUCAGUGCGUUGGUUUUCCGCGUUUCUUGCUCGACGCAUCUGCUAACUUUGCUCUCUGGCAGUUCCCUGCUGCAGCUCUGCCGCUGGCAUACCGCGUUGUGCUCUUGUCCUGUGCCGCCGAUCGCGCCCCCGCCACCACCAAGGCUGCGUCCCUAGCGGCCGUCGUCGCCGCGGCCCGGGCCUUCAAAGCUCGGGUCCGCGCUGACGGCGGCCCGCUGCCCCGUGGGAGUGCUCCGGCCCCGGCCCCUGCAACGCCUGUGGCUGCAUCUGCUCCUGCCGGCUUCUUUUUGGCUCUGUUGGCCGUGUUUCUUCGCGGGUUCCGGCGACGAGGAGGAUUCUGA
This is a messenger RNA of Aspergillus thermomutatus, 792 nucleotides long. RefSeq lists its product as uncharacterized. NCBI's taxonomy places the organism in Eukaryota, Fungi, Ascomycota, Eurotiomycetes, Eurotiales, Aspergillaceae. The record is from RefSeq and is a predicted model, not a curated record. The transcript has 3 exons. The coding region runs from base 1 to 792 and encodes 263 amino acids.